Capsaspora owczarzaki ATCC 30864 is the source of this 2425-nucleotide messenger RNA. RefSeq lists its product as hypothetical. The coding region runs from base 61 to 2190 and encodes 709 amino acids. The record is from RefSeq and is a predicted model, not a curated record. The transcript has 6 exons. Lineage: Eukaryota; Filasterea; Ministeriida; Capsasporidae.
UAACUUUUCGCUCAUUUCCUUUCGUUUCUUUCCUCCUCCUCUCUCCUUACCUGUUUCCCAAUGCUGCGACUCAGCAGAGCGCCGAUCGGCAUGGGCAGCAGCCAAGGCCAGAGUGCUGCUGUUGCUGUUGUUGCGUGUGCCUCUGCCGCAGUUGCCGCUCGUGCCUUGUCCUUGUAUGGGGGACGGGCAGCCGUUCGCCGAACGCUGUACAAAGGCAAGGAGCACGCUCAGCAAACGAGCCAGGAGCGGAACGCACACGCACUCGACGCCCAGACGCAGCAGGAGCAGUACCAAGCACGCACCAGCAAACCCAAGCAGGAGCAGCAGCGGCAGCAGCAGCCCAAGCAGCCUGAGCAGCAGCCGCAGCAGCAGCAGCAGCAGCCCAGACCCUUCGCUCCCUCCUCGUCGUACCAAGAGCGACUCAGCAGCGGGUUACGCCGUCGCCAGGCCGGGGCUGAGGCAGAGCAGUUUGGCCGCAACAAGACGUCGUUCAUGACUGGCGUGCAUGGUCUGGCGACCCCGUCGUCGCUGCCCCAGCGCAAGCACCCUCUCUACCGCAUGUUCAAUGAGGAGGAUCAGAAAGAAGAAGCGGAACGCGAGGCGAUCGAGCGCGACGCCAAAGCGCGUGCUGCAAAGCACCAGUUCGUGCUCCCUCGCCAGCGCCAAUUUGUUCCGUACCAACCCAUCAACCGCAACGCUGAGGAUGUUGCUGCAGCCAAGCCACACGUCUUUGCUUCGAACUAUGUCAUGGAUGACUAUGCACGCACAAUGAUUGUCCGUCUGUACAAGUCCGAUCCGCGAACCUGGACUCUGCGUGCGCUCUCGCAGCGUUUCAACAUUUCUCGCAACCGCGUGCAGGCCAUUCUGCAACUCGCUGCUCUUACGCCAAAGCCCUUCACUGCGAGCCUUGACACUGAGCCGUGGAUUCCGCACGACCUGGACCACUUUCGCGCCGACAGUGCGUGGAUUCCUGGCGACAUGCUCCUGAACACGCCUGCGUUUUUGAAGGCAGUGGCCAUCAACGCGCUAAGAGACAUGCGCGAGCUCGGACACAGCAUCGGCGAUAUUCCAGCGCUUCACAAGGCUGUUGAGAGUGGCAACACGGAGCGCGUGCAAUCCCGCUUUGAUCGCGACGACCGGUUUGCGACCGACCUGCUGGUCGAGUUGUACGAAAAGCACGCCAGCACCUUGCCUCCGUUGCGCGAGGUCGCACCGCGGCUGAACGACCACAUCACCCCACCCAAGCUUGAUUUUACGACCACAUCCGACUUGCCCACCUCCUCGGCGGUACUUCUCCGAGUCUCGGACCCAGCUGCCAUCUCCUUCACCAAUUUCUGGCCUUCCAGCACACUUGGCAACGCUGCCGAUUCCUCCGAGUGGGAAGACAUCCACUCGUUCGAGGAUUCUGACUCUCCAGACGAAGUCGCUGAAGCAACCAGCAACGUUGAUCCGGAGAGCGCAGAAGCCGAUCUGGAGAGCGAGGAAGCCUGUCUGGAGAGCGAGGAAGACGUCGAAGCCGAGCACGAACUUCUGGGGAGUCGCCCCGUGGUUGCCAACAUGGAUGCCGAGCAACUCACUGAAAUUGAGGAGAUGGAGGAGGACGACAUGCACUUUAUGGUUCAGCUGGAGCGCAACAUGCGCGAUGUGCGACUAGCACACGCCCGCCGCUACGGCAACACACUGGAGCCGCACAGCUUUGCCCCGCUCAACGACACGAGCACCUUGCCUCCAGGCGCGGACGGGCGCAACAUUGACUAUGUCUCGUAUCCCUCGUUCGUGCUUGCCGAUGACGCCUCGUUUGUUCAGACCGUGCGCGCGGCCAGCAACCCUCGCCCAAUCAGCUUUGCGGAAGACCACGACUUUGCCAACCCGCUAAACCUCCAGUCCCAAACACUCGCAACGCGCGCCCUUGGUGCGCACCGUCAUCCCAUCACCUUUGUCAAUACUAGCAAGCGUCAAGAUAAGAGGCGGCGCGAGUGGCGACAGUACAAUCCCGAGACAGAGGCGUACGUCCCUGAUUUCCGUGCCAGGAAGCGCAUUACAAUUGCAGAGCGCGAUGGCUCGCUCCGCACCGCAACUGGCAACGAGGCUGUGGUGGCACAACAUCUUGUCUACCCGGCCUUCCGCCGCACUCUGCGCUCCGUUUUGCCAGCCAACUUGCCCCACCCUGACGAUCUGCCAGUGGCUUAAACAGUUCCGUGUAGUGGAUGACAGUUUGUAUUUGUUUUCUCGCUCUCUCGCUCUCUCGCUCUUUCUCUCUCUCUCUCUCUCUCUUUCUCUGUCUCUUUUAUCUUCCUCUCCACCUCUUCUUCUUUCCAAUGUACUGUUUCCUUCCAAGCCGUAUUGUGCUGAUUGCCCGUUUCCAACAACUCCGUACCGUGUCAAUUGCCAAUACAUGCUCACCAGAACCGUUCAAAAAUCCUGA